AUCCCUUCGCGCAAACUCAUAGCAGCACUCCACCAUGGCUGACCAUAAGUGGACAGGUUGUGUUAAAAGUCUGAAAGGUGUGAUUUUAGACAUGUGUGGUGUAUUAUACGACAGUGGAGAGGGUGGAGGUGUACCGAUUUCGGGAUCAAUUGAAGCUGUGAAAAGACUGAAGGAGUCAGACCUGCAGUUGCGAUUUUGCACCAAUGAGACACAAGCCACACGUGAGAAGUUUGUUGCGAAGCUCCAGAGGAUGGGCUUUGAGCUGUCCGUCAGCGAGGUGUUCUCUCCUGCUCCAGCAGCUGUGUCUAUCCUCAAACAGCGGGGUCUCAGACCCCAUCUCUUGGUGCAUGAUGAUGUAGUGUCAGAGUUUGACAGCGUGGACAAGACGAGCCCCAACUGUGUGGUCAUAGGAGAUGCAGCAGACAAGUUCUCUUAUAAGAAUCUGAACGACGCCUUUCAGGUCCUCAUUGGGCUGGAGAAACCUGUGCUGUUCUCACUGGGAAGAGGGCGAUAUUACAAAGAGACAGAUGGUCUUAAACUGGAUGUUGGCGUGUAUAUGAAGGCCUUGGAGUAUGCCAGUGAUGUUGAGGCUGAGGUGGUUGGGAAGCCAUCAGCUAUGUUCUUCCAGAGUGUUCUCGAUGACAUGGGGAUUCAACCACACGAGGCUCUGAUGAUCGGUGAUGAUUUGGUAAAUGAUGUUGGUGGUGCACAACAGUGUGGGAUGAAGGGCCUCCAAGUAAGGACAGGAAAAUACAGGUAGGAGUGUUACAGACGUCCUUGUAUGCAUUAUGUAUAUUGUAUUAUGUUCUCAACCUAAUGUUUGAAUAGAUUUUUCUUUACAUUUGAAGAGUUGUUUUUUUCAGUUGUGCAACAUGAUUGAACAAUAGAUUUUGAGGACCACUAGAGGGCACCAGAUGCCCAUAUUCCAAAGAGUUUCCAAUUUCUGUAAAUGGUAUGAUCAGGUUGAUUUAAGGAUUAUCUGUGUUCAUUUUUCAAGGAAAGGUUUGAGUAAAUUGACAGUGGUCAGCUUCAGCUAUCUGGUUGCCACAGAGGUAUGUCCAUGACCUCUAGAACAUGAUGCAACUCUAAUGAAUUGUUAUCCUGGCCACAUGUUCUGUAUUUGGACCAGAAGCAGCCUAAUUGUUGGAGUGCUCAGAAGAGUCUGGGACAGGGGCGGAGAUCCCAUUCCGUUGUAGGGGGGACAAUACAUGGUAACAUUUCAGAGAAUAAUUCUUGGGGGGGGGGGACACAGAAAAAUUGCAGAUGACUCCGCCCCCUACCCCCGCGACAGAGUUUUGCCAUCUUUUUCACAUGCAGGGACGUAAUAACUAGUUUUUAAAAUACACAGAGGAACGCAAAU
Clupea harengus (Atlantic herring) is the source of this 1360-nucleotide messenger RNA. NCBI's taxonomy places the organism in Eukaryota, Metazoa, Chordata, Actinopteri, Clupeiformes, Clupeidae. The record is from RefSeq and is a predicted model, not a curated record.